AUGUCGGCAUCUGCAUAUCAUCCAUCUUGUUCUUGCAAAAUGGGCUCAGAAAACGACAAAAUGGCUGUUGUUAAUCCGGAGACGUUGACUGUCCACGGGACCAAAAAUUUGAAGGUACGUGCUCAAAUAUUCUUUGGAAAGCUAGUUCUGGAGCAGGUUGUUGACGCAAGUAUUAUGCCGUCAGUUAGGAUGACGUUACCGAAGUUCGAAUUCUGCGAUAUGGCAGCGAACCCCACCGGAUGGGGACCACUUGGUAAUCCACCUGCUUUGGAUACUUCGAUUCCGUUUCAGCAGUAUAACAAGGCUGAUCGAAUCGGUCGUGUUGCUGAUUGGAUUGGCGUGGACCGCUUCUUCUACCGUAGAGUGAAUGAACGCUACAACGAACGAAUGUAUGGCUCAGCUGCGAAUGCAGGUAGUCAGUUUGACUACGUUCACGGUAUGGACGAGAACAACUUCCAGCUGGUCGACUCGUCGAAGCCCGUUCAACGUAAUCCGCAGCGCAACUACCGCGCACGUCAAUUGCAAUUCAAGAAAUUGCUGCAGAAAGACCAGGAAAGGCGUGAGCAGGCGCUACAGGGACAAAAUCUGAAGAUGAAGCGAAGUAUCGCCAAAGAGCAGCAGCGCGCGUUCAAAAUGUGGCAACGUCGUGGAGGAAAUGCUCGUCAGGGGCAACGUGGUCCUGGAGGACGUUAUCCUGGAGAAAGGCCUAAGGAUCGCCUACCAUCGGUGCAGGUGCGUCCAGAAUGGCAAGUCCUAGAAGAAAUGGACUUUCCUCGUCUUCUUAAACUCAAUUUACCUGGAGUAGGCACUGGAGAAGAUAUUGGCAAACAUCUCUAUGGAACCAUGCACUUCUAUGAUAAGGUAUACUCGUGGGAUAUUGUGGCACAUCGUGUAGGCGAUAAGCUGUUCCUGGAUAAACGAGAUACAGGUGGUAUAUCAAAUCCAGUUGAUGCGUUGACUGUAUCUGAAACGAGUGGUGAUCCACCGUCAUUCGAGGGUGCUGGUAUCAACAAUGCCAAGGAUUUGGCUACAGAAGCGUUGUUCAUCAAUCAAAACUUCCGACGUCAAGUGUUGAAGCGUAAUGAACAUCCUUACGUCAUGGCACAUCCCCGAGCGCCUUUUGAAGAAGAAGGAGGCGAAUCGGGUUGCGGUUAUCGGUAUCGUAAAUGGACUCUUGGAAAGAAUGCCAAUGGCAAGCCAAUCGAAGUUGUUUGCCGCACUGAACAUGAUGGAGUCAUGGCCGGUCCAUCCGGAGAUGUGCAAUUCCUAACGAUAAAAUCAUUUAAUGAAUGGGAUAGUUCUCAGUCAGGCGGAGUUGAUUGGAGAGUAAAGUUAGAUGGACAGAAGGGAGCUGUUCUGGCGACAGAGAUCAAGAACAACAGCUGCAAACUGGCGAAAUGGACAGUGCAGUUGCUAUGGCGUCAACCGCAAGGCAAGUACCUGCUGAUGAAAGAUCCUCAGUCACCUGUUAUACGACUGUACUCACUUCCUGAGGGAACAUUCGAAAGCGAGCAAGAAGAUAGCGAUGGGCAAGGAGGAGAUUCGGACGACAAUUGA
Cooperia oncophora is the source of this 1557-nucleotide messenger RNA. Lineage: Eukaryota; Metazoa; Nematoda; Chromadorea; Rhabditida; Trichostrongylidae. The record is from the annotation of a GenBank genome assembly.